AUGGGAGACAAAGAAGAUAACUUUCUCACCAAAGAGAUUGUUACACUUUGCCAAAAAUUACAAAGGGAUAUUGAAGAAUCAGAGACAGGUUUAGAUUCUACAUACAGUUUCGAACCUCUCUGCUGGCUUCAAUCAUCUUUUACAAAUUAUGCUGCAGAUAUAUCAUCUUUUGCUAUUCUCGGCCCGAAUGUGCCUUAUUCAGUCAUGAUCUCUCUUCUUCGCGAUAAAAUUAAGCUCAUGACUAAGCAGGAAGGCCCAACCGCUUCUGAAAUUAAAUUCAUUCUUGUUUUAUGCGAAUUAAUCAUGCUCCUUCCUGUUCACAAGACAUCGCCAAAUAUUAACAUCGCACUUACAGAUCUUCUUCAAGCAAGAUUUUCAACCGAAAUCGUUUCAAAGGAAUUCCAAAAUCUCGUUUACGAAGCUAUUGACAAAGUCAUCAGGCUGUCAGUUAUUGCUGGCUCGAACCCCAUCCCAGGCCUCCUACUUGUUAAGCAAAAUAGCGACAUUAUUGGUUUAUUAAGAUCUGUGAAGGUUGGAACACAUAAUGUUUCAGCUUUUCGUUGCGUACUUGGUGCGAUUAUGUCCUACAUUAAUAACCUUGCUCUUGAAUCGAGAAAAGAAUUUUGCAUUGAAUUUUAUAAUAUUCUUGGCUCUUUCAACGUUGAACAUCCCGAUAUGCACCAUGAAAUGCUUACAUUGACAGUUAACCAAGCCCAAAUGGUUAUCGAUGGCAUCCUUUCCUGGAAGACUUCAAACGAAACAGAAGAACUCCCUGUAUUAUGUGCCUUGCUUCCUCUCUGCAAGACAUGCCUCAUGGAUAUGAAGGCAAAUAAGAAGAGCCCAUACCACGCCAUCUUGAAAAUGUUGGGAGAUGUUAAAUUUAAGAAGAACCAGAAUUUCAUACCAGCUUGCUUUGCUUAUCUUGAAUUAUACACCGCAGUGAUCCAUCUCGAAAAUAUCAAAGCAGACUACGCCUCUCCUUUACAAAAUUUCCUCAAAAAACACCAGGAAAAGUUCGAGAAAGCAAUUUUCAACCAGAAAGAUAAAUUACUUUACACAGAUCCUCGCUUGAUCGAAGAGUUCGCUCCUCGUUUCGGAGCUUGCGAUUUCUCUAAAAAAGUCGAUGGUCCAGCAAUGCAGUUCCUUCAAGAAAUAUCGAAUACGUCAUUAUACGGAUGGGGACCAAUGGCCCAAUUCCAUUACAUCGUUACUGCCGGAUAUCCUUUACCAACAGCAAAUCUUAAAUUUGAGACAAGUAGGUACCAAGCUCUUGGCUCACGCUUAUCAGAGGCACUCGAUACAAUCUUAACUCCUACAAACGAUAAAGAGAAAUACGAAAAUGCCGCUUUGGCCGCAACAUCAAUCGCCAGAUACCUUACACAAGGUUUACAUGGAGAUCCAAUCGUUGCCGCUCUUACUAUAGCUCGUGGUGACCCUGUAAAUACAUGGGAACCAACAACUACCUUAACAACAUUUUUGAAUGCGAUCCGCGACAACAGUACAAGCUCAAAAAUUCUCUGUUCGUUAUUCAAGGCAAUUGCAAACUCAGCGCAUAACAUUGUUACCGAAUUAAUUCCAUUAUUACUUAUUAUUUGGGCAAAUACUCCAUUUUGGUCCAAAGAGAAUAUUAAUUUAACAUGUACAUUAGUUAACGAUCUUUCAUCCGAAAUCCGCAACUCCGUUGUUGAUGCCGUGAAUAAUAAUUCUCAAUCUCUCGAUAUCUUACCCGGAAUCUUCCUUUCCUUCCUCAGAUGGGCGGAAACAAUCUUACUUAGACGUAGCCGUGCUCACGGUGACAAGAAGAUCGAAGGAGCGACCUUCAAAUCUACAUCCCAAGAUAAUUGUAUCAUUGUCGUCGCUCUUUUACGUGGAACAUGCGGUAAAUCAAGAGCUUAUGACAUUUGCGAGGACACUCUCGACAGAAUCUUCAAAGUUUUCGAGAUGCCACCACUUAUCAGAUAUCCUUACACGACAAGUACAGAUUCGAGCCAAAUUCCAGCUAUGCCAGCCAUCAACAUCGUUCUCCGCGCAUGGUUCGGCUACAUUGCUGCCUUUACCCGUGGAAUUAUCAAAGGUGCCGAACGAAAUCCGACAAAUAUUCCAUCUCCUGAGCGUAUUUCCGUGAUGACAGAGUUCAUUACGCGCUAUGUCGACAAUACAACACUCACAUUAACAGAUGGAAAGGUCUGUGGCCCGACAGCAGAGUGUUUCUUCAAUGCUGCCUUUCAAUUUAUUUCUCGUGUCAAAAUUUUGGACAAGAGAUUUGGCCAAGGCUUUUCACACCUCCAUCCGAGUGUCGACAAAACGUUUAAUGACUCAUUGAAGUCACAUGGAUUCAACGCCUACUUAAACAGCCGCUUUGCAUCUACCAAUUACUGGGUGAACUACAUCCAAAUGUGCACGGGAAGAGCGAGUGAUCAGAGUUUGUCACAAGAAUCAUUUAACAUUUUACAAGAAACAAUUUGCCAGUUUAUUUCUUUGUAUUCAAUCCAGCAGUUCUUCAAGUUCGAAGCAGAACUCACUAAAGCACUUUACCAUUACGUCAAAGCUGUCUACGAAAACAAAAAUGAAGUGAACCAUUUGAGAUGGCAUUUGACAGUCACUUCACUUGCUGAUGUUUUAGUGAGAUUUGCCGAUAGAAGAGUUGGCGGUUUUAGCCAAGAAAAACUUGAAUUAAUGGCAAAAAUAUUCCCUGUUAUUUUGCAUAACUUCAAAUUCGAUGGCGCCGAAAAUACAGCGCAUAUUCCUGAUAACGAUUUGCAAGUUUAUGCAACACAAACAAUGUUUUAUGUCAUUAAUGCUUUUGAUCAAUGUUUCAAGACAUGUUUAUCACCAAAACUCGUAAAUUACAUUUACGAUUCAUGUCUUGAGAUACUUGCAGCAAAUCCAGGAACAGGAUGGCGCACAUUGAUUGUCAUUGCACAACAAACAGGGCAAGUUAUGUCUAUUUUGAUUGUUGAAGCAUUGACAGAGUAUUUGGGCAUGAGAUUUAGUGUUGUCACUAAAUUAAAUGAUGAACAAAUACAAAAAGUUCAAUCUCUCGAUCCCGAUAACCUUGUACAAGAAAAAGAACAGUUGAGUCCAAAGGAAUUAUUGAAGAAAGAGAAAUACGUCAUCCAGAAUUUGAUCCAAUACGCAAGAUCAUUAAGGAAACAAUCCAAACUUGAUUUCACACAAAAAGAACCAAAAGUUUUAACAGAUAUUUUGUGUGAAAACGGUUUCGCUUUCUUCGAAAAUCCUCCUACAAACAAAUCAAAAAUUUUGGCAUCAUGCGUUAGAUGUUUAGCCAUGAGUCCACAGAUCCAUGAACUCUUUGAUCACAUGGCAAAGAAAUGCGUUGGAAUGACAAAACUUCCUGAUAAUCUCAAGUUCUUUUUCGAAAGUUUCUUCCUUGCAAUGGUUUCUAACUGGGAUUUGGCAACACCUUUACACCACGCGAUCAAUCCAAAUCCACAGAAGUUCAUGGAAUCAAUGCAGCCAAAUUAUUAUUGGGCGUAUUAUUUCGUGAAAUUCUUCCAAAUCACGAACUCUAAGGAAUUAUGCAAAGAAUUAUACGUUGAAUGUUUCAUCAGACCUUAUUUGAUGUGUCCGAUGGAUUACAACGUAAAAACUGCAAGUAUAACAGGAGAUUUGAACAUGUUUAUUAAUAUGAUCAAAGUCUCAGAAGCAUUAGAUUUCGCUGUAGGCGGAAUUCUCAAGAUGGAACCAAUUUUAUGUCAUAUCAAUGUUCCAACAAUUGCUUAUGACAGAGAAGUUGUUUUAUCAGUUGUAGGAAAAUACAAAUCAACAGUUUACAUUCCUAAAACACUUACAUCAUCUAUUCCUGUUGUUGCAAAUGAUAUGUUGUUGUUACAGAACUCAAGAUGGAUUGAAUUCGCUGGAACAAACAAUGAAAAUGUUCCUGUUUUCUUAUUAAGACUUUCUAAGAUUCCUCCUGUUCAUCCUCACGCUGUAGCUUCACAUUUAAUCAUUUGUACGAAUCCUUAUCCUAUUUUUGAUUUAGUUGUUUAUGUAGAUAGAACUCCUGAACACAUAACAAACGGAUUCCAACCAUUCCUCGGCCAAAUGACUGAAGAAUUCAACACGAGACUCAGAAAGAUCCAUAUUACAAGAGUUUCUACUUAUUACUUUGGAAAAAUCAAAGAUGUUGAAUUCCAAAAACUCGGUGACAAAGUAAAUCUUUGUGAAGAUAUCGCUGAACUCUUCAGAGAUUCACCACAAAUAACAUUACCAAUAUGGGCAUUAGAUCCACAAGAAACAGCCAGAUGCUAUGGAUUGGUAACAACUCCAUCAGGAGCAACAGCGAGAUUGAUAAUGAAUGAUUCCGAAAUCAUUAUUAAAAACCAACAAUCUCCAACAUCUCCGAAAUUAAUGGACAAAAACAUUUCUACUUUCCAUGAAAUAUAUAUCUCUGAAGUGACAGAAAUCAUCAAUGAAGACGGCGGAAUAACAAUCAAUUACAGAGCAGAUAAGAAGAUCAAUAUCUUGAGACUGAAAACAAUCGCUCCUGAUUUGUUUAUCAACACAUUUAAAGCGAUUGUCAAUUUCAAGAAAUUCAAACAACCGUUGAGCCCAACAGAAAUCGAAUUGAUCUGCACUAAAUCAAUAAGAGGAGAAUGCGCUGCUUUAGCAUUACAUUUGAUUUCCGUUAAAUCAAAUGCUUUAGUUACUUCAGCAAUUCAUUUAUUUGAAACAGCGAUCAAGAACACGAAAUAUUCUCCAGAUUCUUAUUUCCCUCUUGGUCCUGUUGCAACUUAUUCCGCUUUCUUCAAAGAGUUGCAAAACUCAAAUCUCGUUGAUGAUGUUGUUCCGAGAUUGUCUGAUUAUCUUCCUUCAUCUCCUUAUUCAUGUGUUCCUCUUCUUUCUCUUUUGGUUGAAUAUCUCAAUGUUGAAAAGAACACUGAGAAAUUAUCAAGAGUUAUCUUGAACAUCAUCAAAUGCAUGAUGACAACUAACGAAGAUGAAGAGAGUAAAUCCAAAUCAACAAGUAGAUCAAGGUCCCAAAACACAAGCGCAACAACAAACAGAACUAAGUCUCUUAAUGGUCCAUUGGCACCAGGAAUUCCAAUGAAUCAAGAGAAAGAACUUACAGGACCUUUGCAGAGAUUGAGAUACAUGAUCAACAGAUUCCUUUGGAGCAAAAUCACAUCAAGAGAAGCAAUCGAAAUCGCUUGUGCAGAACUCUUGAGAAACAAAGUUCCAAAGACAACAGUUGCUUAUGUUUUCAAGCAAUUCGUUGAUUCAGAUCCAGAAUACAUGGGCAAUCUUUUGAUCGAGAAAAUUUUGGAUGGAAACAUCAGAAGAAAUCCAUUCGGAAACUCAAUCAAAUCAAGAAGAAUCUUCGGUGCUUUGCAGCAUCUUCCUUUCGAUUGUCCUCAAUUUGUUGAAGGGCAUAUUGCUCCUCUUGUUUUCUCUUCUGUUUUCGGAUCUGUCCACGUCGAGAAAGACACGAAUUCCAUCAUUACUUUCUUGAGAUCAACGGCUGUUUGCAUGGAAAAGAAGUAUCCAGAGAAAAGCGGUAUAAUAUUAACACGUUUCCAAGUCAUUGAGAAAUUAUUGGAACACCACAGAGAAAUGAUUGUUUCCAAUCUUGUUACAGCUGGUAUAGAAUUGUGCCAAGCUUUCUCUCCACAAGAAAAAGCCAGAUACGAGGGAUUCAUCAAAUCCCAGGAGCCAGGAGAGAAUCCAAAUAUGUGGUACAUCAAAGCAGCUGCUAUGGUUCAAAAUGGAAACAGAGAUACAUCGUUUGUCAACAAAUUCGUUGAUUUGUUGCCUUCUCUUUUCGCUCUCAAGCCUGGACAUCUUCGUCUGGAACUCUGCUUCGAAACUCUCAGCUCCAUCAUUCCUUUGAUGGAAAGUACAUCUUUAGUUCCUUUGAUCUUGGUUUGGCCGGCUCUUUACUCUUCUUGCCACUUGAAUAUGCAGUUGAGAAAUUCAGCUUUGAAACUGUUAAAUGUCUGUUUGCAAUUUGCUUACGACCACGGCGAUUUCAAGAACAUCGGUGGUAUUGAGACAACAACAUAUAUCUCAGAGCAAUUGACAAAGACAUUGUCUAAUUUCAAGGAUUCUUUCGGAAGUGACAAAGAUAAUUCCUUCAUUUACACAUUGUCACAAGCUUUGUCAAGAGGUUUCGAGUUAUUGGAGACACAAGCGGAAGCAAUAAAUGUCGCCAAAACAUGUAUCAACGCUCUUAAAGACAGGCCUUUCCUGGCAACACAUUUUGUUAUGCCAUUGAUUUGCUACACGAGCGAAGACAUUGUUCCUAUCUGUUCUUGUUUCUCUCAGAUGACGACACCAGCAGAAAUCAUCUUCGAAAACUUCGAACAGAGAAGAGAGUUAGAUCAAGUUUACAUUGCUGCUUACAUGACAAACUGUGUUGCUGACGGCGCAUGCAAGAAUAACACAUCUAGAAUUGCAGAAGUUUUGACAUACGGCGCACAGAAGUUCCCUCCAUUCUUCAAGCCAUUCAAAGCUAAUGUUGUAAGUAGAUGCUGGAGAAUGAUUGAUGCAAAGACAAUUACAUUCGAAGAUUUGGACCUUUACGCAACAAUUUCUGCUUUGUUCAUGUCUAUUCCAGACUCUGGUGUUGAUUACACAGAAACAGCCACGAAGUUCGGAUUCCAGAGAAUAUCAGAUGACAAGUUAACAAAGAUCAUCCAAAAGGCUUUGACAGGAAUAAUCAAGGCUAUCAAAUUAGUCGGAUAA
Messenger RNA from Trichomonas vaginalis G3, 6705 nucleotides. RefSeq lists its product as uncharacterized. Lineage: Eukaryota; Parabasalia; Trichomonadida; Trichomonadidae. The transcript has a single exon. The record is from RefSeq and is a predicted model, not a curated record. The coding region runs from base 1 to 6705 and encodes 2234 amino acids.